GUAUGAUUCAUGUAGUAAGUCCAUCACACACAGAGACAGGCGCACACAUUUGUAUGUAAAAAGAGUUGCCUCUCUUAUGUAGACGGCGCUUUUUUUUUUACCUAGUACACCGAGGAUGAAGUGGUACACAAUUAUUGUAGGAGUGCUGACUUGCCUCUGUGUAGCUGAGGCCUGCAAUCAAGCUUUGUGUGCACCACUGGUUAGCAAGUGUUUGCUGAUCAAAUGUUGUGAAUGUGAAAUGAAACCAAGGGAUGCAAAAAACUGCACAUGUUGCAGAGCUUGCCAGGUGUGCUUGGCAAAAUUGUACACAGAGUGCUGUUCAUGUGUGGGGCUGUGUCCACCUCCCGAUCCAGAUGAUGGCAUGUACCAAACAAGCUCAAUUGAAAAUUUACCUGACCCCAUCCCAGACCUGUUUGCAGUGCUGACUGAAGAGGAGGAUGCUCAGAAGCGCUGGACAACACACACCUAUUCUUUUAACCUGGACAACCUUCUCUUCAAACCAGGAACUGGCCAUACGACUGAACUUGAAACAGCUUACAUUGACAAAGGUACUACAGGAGAGAAUACUGAACAACCUGCUUCAACAAUAGAUCCAGCUACAGGCGUUAUGGGUAUUCAUAACUGUACUGUAGCUUUUUUUUCACAGUGCAUGUCCAUUCGCAAGUGCAAGACAUCGUGCAAGUCAAUGGGUGCUGCCAAGUAUCGUUGGUUUCAUGAAGCUGGCUGUUGCCAGUGCAUUGGCAGCACAUGUAUUGACUUUGGUCUGAAUGAGCCCCGUUGUCUGAACUGUCCCCCUGGUGUGCACACUGAAGUGGAUCUGGAGAACACGGACACGCAUCUUAUCUAUGAUGAUUUUACUGAGAAUGGCAAUAGUGUAGAAAUUGAAGAUAACUCUGAGAACCUUAAAUCACAAGCAGGUAUUGCAUCUGUUUCAGACCAUGUUUAAAAGAGUUUUAGCUGAUGCAGUUUUGGAGUUUAUUUUUAAAAUGUUUUGUACAACAGCACCUUUGUGUUACUGCAGGAUAAAGUCAACAUGCAUAUUUGUUGCCAGUUGGGAGGUUUAAAAAAGAAAAGGUGAAUUUGUGGAACCGUCCAUUUGCAUUUAUUUUCAUUUUUAACCUUUAGUAUUAGGCAUGAUUAACAGGAGAUCGUAAAUGACCAAAGCGUUAAGAGUAACAAACUAUUUUUCUAAUGUAUUUAAACAGAUUCUGUCUGUUUAAAAAAUGUGUGGUAUGUGUCCUUUUAAAUCUCUUUAAAAUACUGGUUUAGUAAACACUUUUUUAUUGGCAUUUAAAUAAAGAUGCAAAAAAAGUAAAUUUCAGUGAAAGCAUUGUUUAAAAAUAAUAUUACUUCAGUUAUAUACAUUUGCACUGUCAUCGUUUUAGAAUAAUGAAUUAGCUUGUAACAUCUAAUAUUAAAAUGGUGACUUUUAUUUUUCUAUUAUCACUUUAGUCACUUGUUGCUAGUGUUUCAAAUUUUGCAGUAAAUUAAACCAGUUGACAUUAGUGUAUUAUAUUGGUAACAUUUAAACAAAAAGGAAAACAAUGCCUUAAGUUUGGUAAAUGUUGGGUUUACUUGGUAAUGUUAUUUUGGUUGUGAAAAACAUAGUAAUGUUUAUUUGUCUAUUAUAUCAAUGGCUUAUGGCCAUUUGAAGAAGUUAGUUUUUAUAGAUCAGGUCAAGCUUGGGCAGACAGAUGCUAAAACUUAUACGUGUAUGCAUAUCAACUUUUGUUUGGUUUAGGCACAAAUAUCCUUUAUCUUUAAAUAGGAUGAUAAAGCAUAGAUUGUACAACAAAUUUGACAGUAAAGAACUUUUUCGGUUUGCCGAUUGUUAUUGAGCUGGGAAGACAGGUCAACAAUUUCAUAUGAACUGUUGAAGAAGAAAUAUAAGAAUAUGCCAUCCACUUCUAAUGGCAUAAAAAUAUUAAUCCGUUUUAAGCUGCAUACAAUGUGUGCUAUUGCCAACAGUUAGCAUUAUCGAAACUGAUGUUUAAGUGGGUUCUUUCAUAUUUAAAAAGAGAAUUAAAUCGGUAGAUGUUGCAGUCAAAUACUGUUUGAAACGUCAGAUUUAAAGCUAGCUGAAUCGUUAACUGUUUUUUAAACCAUGGAUCUAUUUGAUGCCACCACUUUGGUUUAUUUGGCUUGACUCCGUGCAUCACUUUAUCAAAAUCAGUAGAGAUUUGGUAACAGGGUAGAGACUUGAAUUGAACAAUUUAGUUUAGUGGAGGGAAAUUUACAGUCUAUUCAAGAUCUGUGCUAAAGUGUUCAGAUAAUGAGGUUUUAUCCUGCCAUACCAUGGCACUGAUUUUAUGCUUGGUCUUUGUAAGAAAAAAGUGAAUUUUGUUGAAUUCCUCACUUUAGAAAUUGCAUUUAUGAACAAAAUGUGCGUUGAACAUAAUCGUUUUUGAGAAAUUGCUUUUUCUUCAAUUAUGUAUGUAUAAUAUAAUGAUUUACAUCAUUAUCAGUGUUUGCAGAAGCCUUGUAAUGCAUUUUUCUUUUUUUAAUUUGAAGGUACUUUGCUGGAAAUCUGGUUUAUAUUUAAUAUCAGGGCCGUGCUUAGGGGCAGGCGGACGAGGCAUCUGCCUAGGGCCCCGCGCUUUUGAUUGAUAUAAAUUAAUCGUAGGCUUCUGUUGUAAUGUGUAUGCAGCGUCCUGUCAA
Messenger RNA from Pomacea canaliculata, 2658 nucleotides. Its product is annotated as twisted gastrulation protein homolog 1-B-like. Gene Ontology annotation, biological process: regulation of BMP signaling pathway. The transcript is spliced from 4 exons. NCBI's taxonomy places the organism in Eukaryota, Metazoa, Mollusca, Gastropoda, Architaenioglossa, Ampullariidae. The record is from RefSeq and is a predicted model, not a curated record. Bases 116 to 946 code for a protein of 276 amino acids.